Molecule: messenger RNA, 1728 nt
Organism: Elephantulus edwardii (Cape elephant shrew)
Lineage: Eukaryota; Metazoa; Chordata; Mammalia; Macroscelidea; Macroscelididae
Gene: IL5RA
Product: interleukin 5 receptor, alpha
Exons: 12
Coding region: 1-1728 (575 amino acids)
Biological process (GO): immunoglobulin mediated immune response; cytokine-mediated signaling pathway
Cellular component (GO): membrane; external side of plasma membrane
Molecular function (GO): cytokine receptor activity; protein binding
Source: RefSeq, a predicted model, not a curated record
AUGGGUCUGCUCAGGUCCCCGCACGUCCAGGUCCCCCCACGUCCAGGUCCCCCCACGCGCAGGUGUCCAGCACGCUCAGGUCCCCCCACGUCCAGGUCCCCGCACGUCCAGGUCCCCCCACGCAGGUGCCCGAUACGCACCCCCGGGAGGAGCGGCCCUCGGGAGCCCCGCGCGCACACGCCCCUCCCGGAGGAGGUCCCGAGCGCGACCCCGAGGAGCCAGGCCUGCACGCCGGCGGGCGCCCGGGAGGAAGGCUCCGGGCAGCUGCCGAGCCCGGCGGGAUGGUUCCGCCUGUGCUUCUCUCCGCGGGACCCUGGACUGCCGGCCACACUGGGCGGUGACCCCGCCACGGCCACGGCGGCCACCCCCGCCCCCGCCCGUCCACUCCCCGGCCCGGCGCCCACCCCACGCCCAGCGCCCCUACCCGUCCAGGUGACCACGACUACGGCACUUCCGGGAGCAUGUGUGACAAUCAUGGCAGCUGCCUUGCUGAUUCUGUUUAGAACCACGGUGAUCUUGCAAGCAGACUUACUUCCUGAUAAAACCUUUGCACUUCUCCCACCGGUAAAUUUCACUGCUAAAGUAACAGGCCUCGCACAAAUCCAGCUACAGUGGGAGCCCAAUCCCCAUCAAGGGCCAAGGGAUGCUGCUCUUGGAUACAGGGUGCGGAUAAACGCACCCCAGGAAGAUGAGUAUGAAACCAGAGACACUGAAAGCCAGUGUAUAAGCAUCCUUCACAAAGGCUUCUCGGUGAGCGUGCAGACCAUCUAUUGGGACAAGGCCUCCCUCCCCGACAGCAGCUGGGUCUCUGCAGAGCUGAAGGACCCACCGGGGUCUCCUGGAACCUCAGCUGUGAAUUUAACCUGCACCACAAACACUGUGGCAAGUGAUUCUCCGGACUUCAGGCCAUACCCAGUGUCCCUGCAGUGCUCCUGGCUUGCUGGCCAGGAUGCCCCAGAGGACACACAGUAUUUCCUCUACUACAGGUAUGGCUCCUGGACUGAAAAAUGUCAGGAAUACAGUAGAGACACCCUGAAAAGGAAUAUUGGAUGCUGGUUUCCAAGGACUCCUAUCAAUAUCCAAGAGCAAUACAAGCUUGCAGUGCAUGUUAAUGGAUCAAGCAGGCAUGCUACAAUCAAACCUUUUGACCAACUGUUUGAUCUUCAUGCCAUUGAUCAAGUCAACCCUCCAACGAACGUCACAGCAAAGACUGAAGGAAUGAAUCUCUCUGUUCAUUGGGAAAAACCCAUUUCUGCAUUUCCCGCCCACUGCUUUCAUUAUGAAGUAAAAAUUUACAACUUGAGGAAGGAUUUUGUUCAGACAGAACAAAUGAAGGUCAACACAUUCACCUCUGUAGUUGAUGACCUUUCGAAGUAUUCCGUUCAAGUGAGAGCAGAAGUGAGCUUUGUGUGCAGGGAGACGGGGCAGUGGAGUGUGUGGAGCCCAGCUGUCUAUGUGGGAAACGAUGAGGAGAAGUCUUCCGAUGAAUGGCUUCUCGUUCUUCUGAUGGCAGCCAUUUGCUUCGUCUUGUUAAUCCUCUCGCUCAUCUGCAGAACCGGUCACUUAUGGACCAAGCUGUUUCCCCCUGUGCCAGCUCCUAAAAGCAGCAUCAAGGACCUCUCCGUGGGCACCAGCCAUGAGAAAGGUGGUUCCUAUGAGACAGAAAUCGAAGUUGUCAGUUACGUGGAAGAGCCCGGCUUUGAGAUUCUAGAAGACUCUGUGUUUUGA